Messenger RNA from Zerene cesonia (dogface butterfly), 738 nucleotides. RefSeq names its product ARL14 effector protein-like. The transcript has 3 exons. Gene Ontology annotation, cellular component: intracellular membrane-bounded organelle. Bases 257 to 562 code for a protein of 101 amino acids. The record is from RefSeq and is a predicted model, not a curated record. Lineage: Eukaryota; Metazoa; Arthropoda; Insecta; Lepidoptera; Pieridae.
CCGUUAGUGAUUAGUCUUAGUCUGUGGCAUAAUCUUCCUCUAUGCCCUAUGGUCUAAACUCGUCUAAACUCUUCAGUCUAGUCUACAUUACAAAAUACAAAGAUAGAAAUCAUAACAAUAAAGCAAAAUAUCGAAAGUAAAAAGAACUCGAUCAAUAAAUUUUGUGUACGAAAAAUACCUAUCAAUAUUAACUUAUUACAAAAAAAAAAAUUAAAGAUUAAUUUGUCCAUUGUUUCUAAUAACAUAUUAUUGUAAAAUGCAUUUCCUUCACAAUUUCGAUCCUGAAACUUCUACUCGUGAGCGAAGAAAGUUAAAUCGAAAAAGUUAUUUUAUCAACCGCAAGUGUAAAAAAUUAUACAACGAGCGAGGAUAUAUUAAUGCGACAGGUGAAGAUCGUUGCGAUUGUUUAGAUGAAAAAUGUCCUGGCUGCCACUUUCCUUGUCCCAAGUGUAAUUCAAAUAAAUGUGGUCUGGAAUGCAGAGUUAAUAGAAAAUGGAUGUAUGAUAAAAUAGAAAUAGAAGGAAAUGAUAUGGUUGUUAAAAAUACAUUUAAUAAACAAUAAACCUAAUCAUUCGCCAAUAAUUUAAAGAAAUAUUCUACUUCAAGUUCACCAUCUUCAGGAAGAUCAGUGCAAUGAACAGCAUUAUGUAUUAUGGUUUUACCGUAAUGUGCUCUAAUGGAAUCUGGAUAUAAUUGACGUGCUAAAUCCUGGAAUAAAGAGAUUAUUAAAACUUUAAA